AUGUCGGAUCCUGAACCUGACGACCAGCCUGCUUGUAAGCGUCGUCGUGGCUUUGGCGCUGCAGCUACUCUCUCGAAGCCAUUCAAGUCCCCAUUGCGCACUCGAGGUGUUCCUAUUGUCCCACUGUCACUCUCAGACAUGACCCGGGACCCCAAGUUUGAACCUGAGCCAGCUCACCAUUCGACCUCCUUCACUGCAGACCCAGAACCACUCACAACCGCCCGGGACCUUUCGAUUCAGGAUCGACUUGUUGUGACCACACGAUCUGUCUACUUGGACUCAGAGCUGUUGGGACUGCAGAAGAAGUAUCGCACUCUCUUCGCGCAGCGUACCACGCAGGAAAAGGCACUCGAGACUGCACGUCAAGCUCUACGAAUUGAAUCCUCGGGUACGGAUAUCGAUCUGGAGAUGUCGAUCGACAAGUGGCGUCUGGUCAGCCAGGAGGCAGCCGAAGAAGUUUUUACCGGGGCCAGAGAGCGUGUCGCUCGCAUGGGCGGAGUGAAAGCUUGGAGACAACGGUGCAAGCAAGAUGCGCCGCGAUGGGAUGGAUUUCAGGCUCAAGACCAGGGUAAUAAGUACGACGAAGACAUGGAGAUACACCCUGACUGUCCGGACCAUCGCCUAGAGAAGAGUAAUGGCACCGCCACGCAGGACGAUGAUACAGAUGAGGUACAGAUCAUGUUCUUUGGUUUUCGAGCGAGAGCUAACUGGCCCCAGGAGUUUACGAUGGAGUUCAUGCUUAAAACACUCAACAUUGAACACAAGACUAUCGGGUUCGAUGCGAUCAUGGGGAAGUGGGCUCGGAAGUGA
Messenger RNA from Penicillium maclennaniae, 810 nucleotides. Its product is annotated as putative DNA repair protein Dds20/Mei5. The record is from RefSeq and is a predicted model, not a curated record. Gene Ontology annotation, biological process: DNA recombination. NCBI's taxonomy places the organism in Eukaryota, Fungi, Ascomycota, Eurotiomycetes, Eurotiales, Aspergillaceae. The transcript has a single exon. The coding region runs from base 1 to 810 and encodes 269 amino acids.